UGGGCGGGAGCGCGCGGCUCGUCGCCGCCGCCGGGCUGCCAGGCACGGCUCGGCUGAACUCGGCGCGCUUCGGCUCGACUCGCCUGGGCUCGGCUCGUCUCGGCACGGCCCGGCAGCGCCUGCCGAGCCCCCCGCCCGCUUCCCGCCAUGGACGGGGGCGCCUUCGGAGCGGGGAAAGCCGGCGGCGCCUUCGACCCGCAAGCCUUCAUCCGGCAGCCGCAGACCCUCCUGCGGCUCGUCUCCUGGGUGUUCUCCAUCGUGGUGUUUGGCUCCAUUGUCAAUGAAGGGUACGUGAACCGCGCGGACGAGACGCAAGAGCACUGCAUUUUCAACCGCAAUCGCAAUGCCUGCAACUAUGGCAUUACGGUGGGUGUCCUCGCCUUCCUCAGCUGCCUUCUUUACCUGGCUCUGGAUGCCUACUUCCCGCAGAUCAGCAGUGUCAAGGACCGCAAGAAGGCAGUGCUCUCGGACAUCGGAGUCUCGGCCUUUUGGGCAUUCCUCUGGUUCGUUGGCUUCUGCUUUCUGACCAACCAGUGGCAAGCAUCAAAGAAAGAAGACAACCCAAUGAAUGAGGGAGGGGAUGCAGCCCGAGCAGCCAUCACAUUCUCAUUCUUCUCCAUCUUCACCUGGGCCUCCCUCACAUUUCUGGCUUUCCGGAGACUCAGAGACAUUACUUUUCAGGAAGAGUACAACACCCUGUUCCCUAACUCCCCAUCCUUGCUGCCUUAGCGCCCCUCACUGAUGGGGGAAUUUAGGGGAAGGGAUCGAGGGUUGCAGUUGGAGGAGGUUACUGAGCAGACAGUUCCAAUGCCCUGACCAUCGGUGUGUAGUCACUGUAGGGCACAGGGUGGGAAGACAUGGGCCAUUGAACUGGAGUGGGGUUGUCCAUUGAAGGGGGAUCUCCCUCCAGGGAGUUGGAACUGGCGAUUUCUUCUUGUCCUCCUCCUCUGCUCCCUUCUCUCCCUUACCUGUACCCUAACUAAUGCUGCAUAACACUGCUUGCCAUGCCGUUCUUAUGGUGACUGCUCAGACCUAAUACUUCAGGAGAUGCCCUCUGCCCCAACCACUUUAUCUCCUCCAUUUCCUCCCAGCCUUUAUUCCCCCAAAACCUCUCCCUCCAUCACCUGCUAGACUGCUCACCUCUAUCAGGGAUGCCGUGGAACAAGAAGCCAUGCCUGCUGGGGUGUGCGAUUCAGAACCCAUCCCUGGACUCCCUCAGUCCACCAAACGGUGCCUGAAGUGCCUGGGGUAGGAGGCAGCAGUAUGCUUGCUAACCAUCCCCUUGUCUGGGAAGCAGCCACCUUGCCUCCUGCUGCUCCUUCCCAAGAUCUGUGCUGCACCCUGGGGAUGUUGGCCAGUGAGGGGGUUAUAGGGGAUGACCACUACCUCGCUACUCCAGGUCAGAUCCUGCUCUCCUUCCUGGCCUCUGGCUGUGUACUUCCAGCCCAGCAGGUGAACCGUCUGCUGUGUUGCUGAAACACAUUGCCUUCUCAGGGGCAGGAGGGGCUGAAUGGGAUAACCACAUGCCAAUUGAGCCUCUGCGACCUGUGCCAUGUAAGUGAAAGCCCAUUGCCAGGCAGGUGGUGCCCAGCACACCCCAGAGACAGCGGGGAGCCUGGGCAGGCAGCUGAGCUUGCAGCCAUCCCUGUCUGCCCUCCCCUCUCCCAGCGGCUCAUGCUUUCUAUAGGGUAUCUGAACCUUCGUGCUCUCAGGGGUGUUUCACCAGUGGUCUGCCCUGCAGGCCUUGCUCACUAACCCGUAACCACUACUAACCCCACUUUUGUUUGUUUCUCUUUCUUGGUAUGUUCCCCUUCUCCUUCUCCCCUCCCCUCUCUGCUUCCUGUCUUUUCCCUCCACCUUCUCCCUUAAAGGUGGGCCAGGCAUUCCUAGCGUAUCAGCGUUUCCGGCUGGGUGCCGAUUCGGCCCUCUUCUCCCAGGACUACAUGGACCCAAGCCAGGACUCCGGCAUGCCUUAUGCUCCCUACACGAACGAGGAGGAUGCUACAGAUGCGGU
This is a messenger RNA of Neopsephotus bourkii (Bourke's parrot), 2014 nucleotides long. RefSeq names its product synaptogyrin 1 (gene SYNGR1). The record is from RefSeq and is a predicted model, not a curated record. The transcript is spliced from 4 exons. Gene Ontology annotation, cellular component: neuromuscular junction; synaptic vesicle membrane. Lineage: Eukaryota; Metazoa; Chordata; Aves; Psittaciformes; Psittacidae. The coding region runs from base 148 to 729 and encodes 193 amino acids.